UUGGUUCGGACGGGCUCUUAUUAUUUGGGUUACCUUUUCUAGGGCGGUUUUCCACUUACGAAAAGUUGGGAUAUGGUCCAGAGUUAUUCAAACUUUAAGGGAGGUGUAGAGGGGGAGAGGUGAGGUGAAUGUACUGUGCGAGCAGGUGAGCUAAGAACGACAGGAAGUUAGUUGGUGUAGUUUGGCUACUUAUCAACACCAUCAGCAGCAGCAGUACCAGCAGCAGUGGCAGUUAGGCACAGCUCACGGAGGUGAUUCAUGCUAAAACUAGUAGUCGGAAGCCGUAGCAUGAUACACAUAUUUUUUUUAGAUCCAGUGUGAUCUACACUUUACGAUGGUAGCAUCAUCUCCGUGUCCGUCUCAAAUCCACGUCCAUAAAAUUGCUGAAGUGACAGAAAAAGAGAGUGCUCCUUACAGCAUGCAGGACCCAGAUAGGGAUCUUGUCAGGGUGAGGAGAGACUUUGUGGACAGGGUGACCAAAGAACUUAUCAAUCAGCUCCUGGACAACCUCUUAGAGGAUGGUAUCGUGAACAAUGGGGAGAAAGACUCAAUACUUGAGGAGAACAGCAGCAGAGCGAGCAAGGCACGCUGCCUCAUCGACACCGUGAGGAUGAAAGGAGAUGGAGCCAGCAGGAGGAUGAUCGCUCACCUUCAAAGCAGAGAUCCUACACUAUUCUCUGAGCUGGGCCUGUCCUGUGGUCAGACUGCUCCACCAGCUGCGGAGCCCCAGAUGGAGCAGGAGUGGUCAACCAUACUCAUCCCCACCACUGGGGCAUUCUGGAGGGAGAAACAGAAUGAUAAAAAUAUUUACCCUGCGACCAAAAAUGAUAUUAAGAAUCGUGUGGCCCUGCUAAUCACUAAUAUAAAGUUCACUGAUGAGAAAUUAAACAGAAAUGGAGCUGAGAAGGACGAGGAGAACACGGAGAAACUGCUCAGAGCUCUGGGAUACGAGGUGGUGAAGCACACAAACCUCACUGGAAAGGAAAUGGAGGAUGCUCUAAUUGAGUUCUCUGCACAUCCUAAACUCAAAGCGACAGACAGCGUGUUGGUGGUUAUCAUGUCUCACGGGAAACUGGGAGUUGUCCUUGGUGUCAACUGGAAAAAUAAGAUAUCUGGCGAUGAGAAACCAGAUGAGUUCUCCAUCAACGAUAUUUACAAACACUUAGGUUCAAAGCAAUGUCCGGCACUGCUGAACAAGCCCAAAAUCAUCAUCAUCCAGGCCUGCAGAGGAGACAAGGAAGGAUCUGUGUUUGUUAGUGAUGGUGCAGACACAGCUUUGGUCUGUGAUGAUGUCGCACAGCCAUGUCCAUCUGCGUCUGCCGCUGAAGAAGACAUAGAGGAUGAUAAUCUGCAAUGUGUACACAAAGAAAAAGACUUCAUUUCUCUUCUCUCCUGCACCCCUGAUACUGUCUCAUAUAGACAAAGAAAAAGCGGGUCUCUUCUGAUCCAGUAUAUUGUUGAGGUAUUCAACACUGUUGCACAUAAGGAUGACAUUGAGGAACUUUUCAGAAAAGUCAUGCAACGCUUUGAAGAUUUUUCUGUUGGCGCCAAAAGACAGAUGCCAACCAAAGAGAGAUGCACUCUUACAAAGCGCUUCUACUUCUUUCCAGGUCUCUGACGCAAAACUCAGCGCUGUUGAACACAGAUUUUGUAGCCACUGUAACUUGGUUGAUUACAAACAGACGGGAAAAUGUCUCAAUACAUUUAGGAUAAAGUAGCAUGAGCUCAGCCUGUCAGAAGGUCAGCCUUGUCCUGCUAACAAGCGGUGCCGUGAAGACUGUCACUGAACACACACAGUAUGAGCACAGAAGCAAAGUCUGUACACUUUCCUAAAGUUUUCCACUGAUUGUGCAUGAAUGAAAAUCAUGUAUGUAUUCUUCAUGUUUCCAAAGUCUUUCCAUUUAGCAUUUGCUCUUGUUUUUUUGCAUAUUUCCUCUGAGAUAAAGUGAUUUUACUGUUUCCAGCCUUAAUUGCCUUUGAAUUUUAAAUAUGUAUGGGGGACACUGCCUGGUUACUAUUUUAUGUUAUUAUCUGAUCUAUGUGUUAUUGUUGUUAACCAUGACUAUUUGUGACGCUUAACAAUGAUGGCUACAGUAGCUUUAUUGCUUUUGAUGUUAUUCUCAUUCCCAUAUUUUGCAACUGUGCUAUUGAUGUUAUUUCUUACCAAUUGAGAAAAAUCUUUUCAAAAUAAAAUUCUUUUAGUUA
Molecule: messenger RNA, 2205 nt
Organism: Xiphias gladius (swordfish)
Lineage: Eukaryota; Metazoa; Chordata; Actinopteri; Istiophoriformes; Xiphiidae
Product: caspase a-like
Exons: 8
Coding region: 335-1618 (427 amino acids)
Biological process (GO): regulation of apoptotic process; proteolysis
Molecular function (GO): cysteine-type endopeptidase activity
Source: RefSeq, a predicted model, not a curated record